Phacochoerus africanus (Common warthog) is the source of this 3491-nucleotide messenger RNA. It is a transcript of the gene SMO, whose product is annotated as smoothened, frizzled class receptor. Bases 14 to 2365 code for a protein of 783 amino acids. Gene Ontology annotation, cellular component: plasma membrane; dendrite; cilium. The record is from RefSeq and is a predicted model, not a curated record. The transcript has 12 exons. Gene Ontology annotation, biological process: positive regulation of smoothened signaling pathway; central nervous system development; smoothened signaling pathway. Gene Ontology annotation, molecular function: patched binding; transmembrane signaling receptor activity. NCBI's taxonomy places the organism in Eukaryota, Metazoa, Chordata, Mammalia, Artiodactyla, Suidae.
GGCGGGUUUGGCCAUGGCCGCUGCCCGCCUCGCACGGGGGCCGGAGCUCCUGCUCCUGGGGCUGCUGCUGCUGCUGGUGCUGCUGGGGGACCCGGGCUGGGGGGCGGCCUUGAGCGGGAACGCGACCUGGCCUGGGCCGCGGAGCGCGGGCGGGAGCGCGAGACGGAGCGCGGCGGUGACCGGCCCUCCGCCGCCGCUGAGCCACUGUGGCCGGGCCGCCCCCUGCGAGCCGCUGCGCUACAACGUGUGCCUGGGCUCGGCGCUGCCCUACGGGGCCACCUCCACGCUGCUGGCCGGGGACUCGGACUCCCAGGAGGAAGCGCACGGCAAGCUGGUGCUCUGGUCGGGCCUCCGGAACGCCCCCCGCUGCUGGGCAGUGAUCCAGCCUCUGCUGUGUGCCGUGUACAUGCCCAAGUGCGAGAACGACCGGGUGGAGCUGCCCAGCCGCACCCUCUGCCAGGCCACCCGAGGCCCCUGUGCCAUCGUGGAGAGGGAGCGGGGCUGGCCCGACUUCCUGCGCUGCACCCCCGACCACUUCCCUGAGGGCUGCCCGAAUGAGGUGCAGAACAUCAAGUUCAACAGUUCAGGUCAAUGCGAGGCCCCCUUGGUUCGGACCGACAACCCCAAGAGCUGGUACGAGGAUGUGGAGGGCUGCGGGAUCCAGUGCCAGAACCCGCUCUUCACCGAGGCCGAGCACCAGGACAUGCACAGCUACAUCGCGGCCUUCGGGGCCGUCACGGGCCUCUGCACGCUCUUCACCCUGGCCACCUUUGUGGCUGACUGGCGGAAUUCCAAUCGCUACCCUGCUGUCAUUCUCUUCUACGUCAAUGCCUGUUUCUUCGUGGGCAGCAUUGGCUGGCUGGCCCAGUUCAUGGACGGUGCCCGCCGGGAGAUCGUCUGCCGCGCUGAUGGCACCAUGAGGCUUGGGGAGCCCACCUCUAACGAGACACUGUCCUGCGUCAUCAUCUUUGUCAUCGUGUACUACGCCCUGAUGGCUGGUGUCGUCUGGUUUGUGGUCCUCACUUAUGCUUGGCACACCUCCUUCAAAGCCCUGGGGACCACCUACCAGCCUCUCUCGGGCAAGACCUCCUACUUCCACCUGCUCACGUGGUCACUCCCCUUUGUCCUCACUGUGGCCAUCCUUGCUGUGGCCCAGGUGGAUGGGGACUCCGUGAGUGGCAUCUGUUUUGUGGGCUAUAAGAACUACCGAUACCGUGCUGGCUUUGUGCUGGCCCCAAUCGGCCUGGUGCUGGUUGUGGGCGGUUACUUCCUCAUCCGAGGGGUCAUGACCCUGUUCUCCAUCAAGAGCAACCACCCUGGGCUGCUGAGCGAGAAGGCAGCCAGCAAGAUCAACGAGACCAUGCUGCGCCUGGGCAUUUUUGGCUUCCUGGCCUUUGGCUUUGUGCUCAUCACUUUCAGCUGCCACUUCUACGACUUCUUCAACCAGGCUGAGUGGGAGCGCAGCUUCCGGGACUACGUGCUGUGCCAGGCCAAUGUGACCAUCGGGCUGCCCACCAAGAAGCCCAUCCCUGACUGUGAGAUCAAGAAUCGCCCUAGCCUCCUGGUGGAGAAGAUCAACCUAUUUGCCAUGUUUGGAACCGGCAUUGCCAUGAGCACCUGGGUCUGGACCAAGGCCACACUGCUCAUCUGGAGACGCACCUGGUGCAGGUUGACCGGGCAGAGUGAUGACGAGCCCAAACGGAUAAAGAAGAGCAAGAUGAUUGCCAAGGCCUUCUCCAAGCGGCGCGAGCUGCUGCAGAACCCAGGCCAGGAGCUCUCCUUCAGCAUGCACACCGUCUCCCACGACGGGCCUGUGGCGGGUUUGGCCUUUGACCUCAACGAGCCCUCGGCCGAUGUGUCUUCUGCCUGGGCCCAGCAUGUCACCAAGAUGGUGGCCCGGAGAGGAGCCAUCCUGCCCCAGGAUGUGUCUGUCACCCCCGUGGCAACUCCAGUGCCCCCGGAGGAAAAAGCCAAUCUCUGGCUGGUUGAGGCAGAGAUCUCCCCGGAGCUGGAGAAGCGCCUGGGCCGGAGGAAGAAGCGGAGGAAGAGGAAGAAGGAGGUGUGCCCGCUGGUGCCGCCCCCUGAGCCCCACCACCCGGCCCCGGGCCCCGCGCCCACCUCCAGCGCUGUCCCUCGACUGCCGCAGCUGCCCCGGCAGAAGUGCCUGGUGGCCGCAGCGGCCUGGGGAGCUGGGGAAUCCUGCCGACAGGGAACCUGGACCCUGGUCUCCCACCCCUUCUGCCCAGAGCCCAGCGCCCCAGCCCCCAUGGCCUGGGCGCAGGGCCGCCGGCAGGGGCUGGGGCCCAUUCACUCCCGCACCAACCUGAUGGAGGCAGAACUCAUGGACGCAGACUCGGACUUCUGAGCCUGGAGAGCAGGACCUGGGACAAGAAGGAGGAACAAAUACGUUCCGAGGCUCAUCUUCCUCCCUGAGGGUGCUUCCCCAGGGUCUGCUCUUCCAGAGAACCCGAGGGCCCAGCGGCCCCCCCCCCCCCCCCAGGAGAGUUUCUCGUGUCUGGCUCUCGCAGCAGGACUGUGGGAAAGAGCCCUGCCGUUGCCACCCAUAGGCCUCACCCCUGGCCAGGCCCUGGAGCUCAGGGUCCUUGUUUCUGCCCCAGCAGCUGGAGCCUGGCUGGCAGCAUCUAUCUCCAACAGGAGUCAUGGGGUAUGUAGAGCUUCUGGUGGGCCAGAAAAGGUGGAAGCAGUGGUGGCGGUACAGGGAAUUGGCGGUGGUGGCCAGGGAGGCAGCCAAGCCCAUGUCUGGCAGGUAAGGGCUGGCUGCCCUUUUCUGUGCUGGGGGUGCCCUUCCCUGGCACUCGCAGACCCAAAGUGUUGAUUGUGCCAUUAGCCCUUUGUCCAAGUGGGGAUGGAGCUCCCUCCUCCCUUUCCGGGGUGUUUGUGGGGUGGGUAUGCCCAUGCCCACGGGGCUGUAACCUCUCAGUGUCCAGCCGGCUCCACCCCAGGCCAGUAACCCACCCUGUGUUUUCCUGCACCCCCUUUCCCCAUUUCAGUUCAACCAGGCCACCCUCUCCUGUUUCCUGUUUGUUGACGAUGACCCAGAAUUACAGCAUUUUCUGUCUCCCACCCCCACCCCUUUACUGCUGGCCUCCCCUCUCCAGGUGGGAGACAGGUUCAGCUAAAGCUAUAGCGCCGGGUGUGGUAUAGAAGCCGUGAGUCCCGGGGAGCCUCUGGGCCACCAAGAGAUACGUGCUCGCUCUUCCUCUUUCUCUGUCCAGUGGGGGGUGGAUCCUCUGACUUGAGGGGCUACACUGGGAAGCUGCUAACGCUUCAGCCAAGCAGGAGAGCUUCCUUCAACUUCCACAACCAGUGGGUGAAGGGAUUCCCACCUCCCAUAACCCCCACCCAAGUUCCCAAGGCCCCAGUUUCAAGCACCAGACAGCAGGAAGCCUUAGCAGCUGGCCGGGUUCCAGAUCAGUGGGUAGGGAUAGGGAGACGAAGCAUACACAGUAAAUAAAAGGUUUUUGUAUAAA